Molecule: messenger RNA, 986 nt
Organism: Hyaloscypha bicolor E
Lineage: Eukaryota; Fungi; Ascomycota; Leotiomycetes; Helotiales; Hyaloscyphaceae
Exons: 2
Coding region: 168-698 (176 amino acids)
Source: RefSeq, a predicted model, not a curated record
UCCAAGGUGUUGCCCAUCCACAGAUUCUCAGUAUUGGCAUACGUCUUAACAGAGAGCUUUCGCAAUUUGCGGGGUUGGAAUGCUGGAUUGAUAUCGCCAGUGCCCCCUCUGUUGUCGACAACAACAGGAACAGCUAACAAAGUGAGUUUUUAUAUCAUAGUAGACGAAUGAUCAACAUACCAGCACUUCCAACGUUCUUGCUGUCAGCACACUCCAAGGACGCCUUCCGCUUAGGCUGGCCAUUGCUAGUACUGCGACUUGGACUCUGCCCAUCUCGACUCAGCUGCUCCUCCCCUUCACAAGGCCGAGAACCUGUAGCAGGUUCGGUAACGGAAUUGGGGGGCGGAUCGUUUGUCGCAAUGCCGACUGUGACUAACCCACUUACUUCGCCUAGAAUAGGGUUGAACCCCCUGUCAACCCCUCGAGUGACCAGUGUCACGUGGCUAGCAAGAGCUCUGGGCUUGGAUCUCGUCGAUCCUGCGUCGUGCAAGCUCGGAGCAACCGUAUCUGCUGGCACAGCAGCCUGGGACCCCUCGCUGGGCUUGUCUAAAGCUGACUGGUCGCCUGACCGACUGCAAACAGCGUCAAGGUCGGCACGGUUUGCAACAGGUGUCUUCAGCUUGGCUUUUGGAGGCUCUACUACUCGUGAUGAUCUGAGUAAUACUAUUUUUUCUGAGUUGGUUUUCGUUGCCGAAUAGGAGUGAUUGAAGUGUGGGAGUGGAAGGGUAUGGAAAAAAUAAUGAAGAUGAAGAUGGUUACCCAUGAUCUUUUGAGAGGCCACUUGCCAUUCAUGGAUGUGAUGCUGCGCCUUUAUCUAGAUGUGCUCGAUGCGUUCGUAUCGGCUCACCGUCCCGCAACACCAAUGAAAGCCCUGCAGUGUGAACAAUAUUCACAGCCGAUCUGCUCCGCAGCUGGGAUCCCCAUAUAUAAUAGCAAAGGGAGUAUGCCCUCCGCCCUCCCCUUUUGCUCCACUGCUCUCAGAGGUA